Zophobas morio is the source of this 2604-nucleotide messenger RNA. RefSeq lists its product as uncharacterized. The record is from RefSeq and is a predicted model, not a curated record. Bases 154 to 2091 code for a protein of 645 amino acids. Lineage: Eukaryota; Metazoa; Arthropoda; Insecta; Coleoptera; Tenebrionidae. The transcript has 5 exons.
GCAGACUAAGUGUCAAAAUAACAGUAAACUUUGUGUUCGUGUGGUUAAUUUGCGUCUUUCUUUAUAAAGUUGUGGUUCGUUCGGUGAUGUGUGAAUGUGUUUGAAACCAAAUUAAAAAUAAAAUCCAAUGUGGAGUAGUUUGUGACAAAGGCAAUGAUGGAGUUGUCAAUUGAAACACCAGAUGCCUUUGCCACUUUUAGAAGACAAAAAACCAACCCGUUGUGCCCCCCUUCAACUUCUUGCCAAUUAGCAGUUGAUAACGACAUCAUCGACUCAUCUCAGUUGAUUUUCAGCGAUGACGAAAUUUGGUUGUGUGAAUGCUCGAGCCCCUCUGACACUAACCUUCAGACAUUUCUGUACAACCUUGAGGAAGAGUUUCCUAUCGUUCCGAAACUUUCUCCCAAAAACAUAGAUACGCGAACGUUUACUCGUCCCAAAAAGCGCUUUACCCGACCCAGUAUUGAAAAAUACAAUGAAGAACUGUACAGCAGUGAUGUAAAAGAGUUGACUGACAGUGGCAUCCAGCUCAAUGGAGGUUCGCAGGACGAUUCCCCCACGAAACCGUUACAUUUUGAUUUGGGGCAAACUACGUCUAGUGUUUAUUUUGAAAAUAUUCUAGCCAAUGCACCCAUGAUGGAUUCAUUCCAAAAUAUGUCGCCCCCGAGUCUGGUUAAUUCAAUGUGUUCAUCAACGUUUGCCACUUUGAUGGAGAGUAGUUUUAUUAAGAAUGAUCCGGUGUUGAGGGAGAUUCGGGAUACGGAUUAUACGGGAUCUAUUUUGCAGCAAGAGUCAGAGCCAAUGUUUCAGUCCAUUACAGAAAGCUACAGUAGUUUGAAUUCAGACGUUCCAGAACAUUUUUUGAAGAAGGUGUCGUUUACUGAGAAGAAUGAGGAUGCAGAUGUUACAGUCGUGGUUAAUACAACGUUUGCGAGGGAGGACGAUUUGUCAUGCAACAAAACCAUGGUACUCGACGAUCUCCAAGACGAAGACUUCCAAGACGCUAAAGCAACGAGUUACGAGAAUCUGAAUAGCACAUAUCCGCGCAACCUGAAAAGCACAAAGACACCAUUGAAUAGCACCUUCCAAAGACGAAAAAGUAAUAAAAUUUCGACCCAAAAUACCGACCUGCAUCGAUCAGAUCUAAAUUCAACAAUCACAAUCGAACCGGAGAAAUCCCUCCUACGCGACGACAGAACCAUCGAAAACGUGAAACGCCUACUCGACAGAAGACCCUCUCCAUCCCUCGACUUGAACCGACUCAGUUACCUCGUAGACAAAAACGAUCAAAUGAACGCAACAUUCACCCACGAAACCUCCAAGAGAAACUCAUUUGGCUCAACCGACUCUGGCGAGAACCUCGACUACAUGAGCUUGUCUUCUGGCAGCAGCAAAAGUUCGAAACCUCAAAGCAUAGACGGCAUCAACACCAUCGUCGAUAUCCAAGAAAGCGCCCGAGUGUCGAAUUUAAGAAAAUCGGAUUUGAAGCAGAUCAUGUCCACGCCCAAACCCAGGACGAAAACGCCCACAUUGUGGACAAACUACGAGAUAUCGCCCAUCAGGGAUCGCAACUCCGAUCCAGAACUGUCUUCCAAUGAACAACCGCAAACUGUGAUGAUACAAAAUUCAAUCAGGAAACAAAAAAGUGUCGGUCACAUUAAUCAAAGAAUUCCUAACCCGAAAAAUUCAGCUGUAGGGCAAAUGGAGGUGAAGCUGAUUAGGGGUUCUCACCCGAAUUUGAAGCUAACGGAGAGCAGGUCGCACUUGCAGAGGCCGUCGAAUUUGAAUUCGAUGGGGCACACUCUGAAGGGGUCGUAUACGAGCUUGAAACCCAUGAACACGAAUUUGCCGGUAGCUCCACCGCCGCUACACACAACGGUGACGGUACCUAAGGCGCCAGCAGUGGCUCAGGUAUCUCCCGUGCCGAGGGAAGUGCCAACAAAAAGUCAAGAUGCUCAAUUUGUUAAACCCCAACCACCUAGGAGUGGGUUGCCUAGACCCGUUACGGGAAUUCCGAGACCAGUGUCGAAGAUUCCAGCACCUAGGGGUGUGAGACCUGGUUCUAAGUCAGCGGGACAUCAGGGGAGACACUAAUGUACAUAUAUCAAACCUACUUUAGUGCCUUAUCUGUAACUAAAAUUCGUUAAUCGUAAUAGACUAAUUUCGUAUUUUUAUUGUUAAUAAGUUUACCCAAGUUUUAUUUGAAAAAAAGCAAUAUAUUUGAGGUUUCUUGUAGUGGCUCUGUCUUAAAUCAUUGUAAUUCAAAACACAUGACAAAAACUGACUGAUAUCUAUUAAAGUACAUAUAUAUGCAUGACUAGAUUACUUGAAGCUUUUGUAAUGUGAUUGAAUCUCUAUAUUGUAAAAAGUAUUUUGAUAAAAAAUUUGCGUGAUAUAUUUUGAAUGUGUUUAUAAUUUCGUUCAUAAGUGCCUUACGUGGUAACAAAAAAAAAAAUGGGAAUCCCGUUUUCUGCAAAGGUUUGUUGUUAUGAGUUGUAUAGUUCUGUAAUUAUUUUCUAUUGUAACCACGUCAUAUGAGUGGUUCUAACUAACUUAUUUUUACAGUUUUAUCCUGUUUUCUUUUUACUAAUAAAAACCAAGUUGGAA